CGGCUUCCGUAGGCAGCUUUUUUCGGAGGAAACAAAAAUGAAGUAGAAGCUGUGAAGGGCAGAAGAGUUGAAACGGAUAGGGCUACCUUGUUUGGCGUCCGUUCCGCUUCGGUAGCUCCAGCCUCUCCGUUCUACCUCCAACUUGGCUUCGGCCCCCGCCGGCGGCGCCAUGGCCUGUUUGCGGAGCGGCCUGAGGAGCCUCGUGGGCCGGGGCGGCUCCCAGGUAUCUUUCGCUACAGGACCCAGGCAGCGUGAUGCUACAUUCUAUGAAUUUCGUACUUACAUUCUUAAACCAGCAAAGAUGAGUGAAUUCCUGGAAAACACAAAGAAAAACAUACACCUUCGCACAGCUCAUUCUGAGUUGGUUGGCUAUUGGAGCCUAGAGUUUGGAGGCCUGAAUAAAGUCUUUCACAUUUGGAAGUAUGAUAAUUUUGCUCAGCGAACGGCUGUUCGGAAAGCAUUAGCCAAUGAUAAAGAAUGGCAGGAAAAAUACAUCUCUCCCAAUAUGCCUUUUAUAGAGAAACAGGAAAAUGAAGUUACUUAUUUGGUGCCAUGGUGUAAAAUAGAGAAGCCUCCAAAAGAAGGAGUUUAUGAAUUGGUUACCUUUCAGAUGAAACCUGGAGGACCAGCCUUGUGGGGUGAAGCAUUUAAAAAAGCAAUUAAUGCCCAUGUCAAUACAGGCUACACCAAACUGAUUGGAGUGUUCCACACAGAAUAUGGAUUACUUAAUAGAGUUCACGCUCUUUGGUGGAAUGAGAAUCCAGAUAGUCGUGCAGCUGGUAGACACUAUGCCCACGAGGAUGCCAGAGUAGUGGCAGCCGUGCGAGAAAGUGUCAGUUACCUGGUGUCCCAGCAAAACAUGCUCCUGAUCCCUACAUCUUUUUCACCUCUGAAGUAGUCUCUGAAGUCUGAAGACCCGUCUUUCAGCAUGGAAUGAUGUGGAAUGAGAAAUGUCUUAUGAUGCUAGCACAGAGCACCCACAGCUGCUUCUCUUUCUGCGAGUGAGUCAGUCCUGUCCCUUGUGUUGCUGAAGUUAAAACUUGAUUUGGGGAAAUUGUUCUGUCCAUUGUCCCCUCCCCAGUGACAAUUCAGGGCCUACCAGUUUUAACCCCACCCAGCUUGAUUCCUCUUGAAGAUCUUUUUCCACUUGGUAAAUUCUCCUCAUUCGGAGGAAGGCUAGCCUCUCUUCUCCAGUCACAAUGUGAAAGUUGGCCUAUUAAUUGUACUGGUUGUCCCUUUUGUCCAUUAAAGUUUGCUCUAUAAUGCCUGAUGGAGCAUUAGGAUUAUACCUGAAUUACAUCUGUGUGUAAAAUAAUAUUUGAAUAUUUAUUCUGGAAAAAUUGCUGAAAUUGAACCAUUUAGAAAUGAGCUCACUCAAAUGUGUGUCUCAUUAUAGACCACUGCUUAGCAAAAAUGCUUGGGUCUACCUUUUUUUAGGUGCCUCAGAGGAAUGCAAUUGUGUUUAUAAAAAUAAACCCUUGCCUAAUAAAAAGUUCUAUGUUUCAUUAA
This is a messenger RNA of Tachyglossus aculeatus (Australian echidna), 1509 nucleotides long. Its product is annotated as protein NipSnap homolog 3A-like. The transcript is spliced from 6 exons. The record is from RefSeq and is a predicted model, not a curated record. Gene Ontology annotation, cellular component: mitochondrion. The coding region runs from base 170 to 898 and encodes 242 amino acids. NCBI's taxonomy places the organism in Eukaryota, Metazoa, Chordata, Mammalia, Monotremata, Tachyglossidae.